AUGUUAGAGGCUAUCUUAGCCUUGAUGUUGAAGUUAAUCCAACAAAAAGGUCAUACAAUUCCACUUGUAAAUCUAGCUCGUCCCCUUUGCCUUCACCGCAACAAUAACAUCACAGUCACCAUCUUCACAACUAAGCCAAAUUCAGCAUUCAUCCGUCAAUCUUUAUCCGAUACAAAAGCUUCAGUGGUUGACUUAACAUUCCCAGAAAUCACACAUCCUGAAAUCCCUCAAGGAGUCGAAAGUGCAGAUAAAUUACCAUCAUUUUCUCUCUUUUUCUCUUUUGCUAGCCUAACCAAACUCCUUCAACCAGAAUUUGAUAAAAUUCUUGAGAGCCUUCAACCGGAUGUCGGUUGUAUAAUUUCCGAUGUAUUCUUUCCAUGGAGUCUUGAAUCCGCCUCCAAGUUAAAUAUACCCAGAUAUGAAUUCAGUGGAUGCAGUAACUUCACCGUUGCAAUUUACGAUAUCCUUGCUAUCCAAGAAUUUCCAGUCGAUUCUGACGACGAGCUCUUUAGUCUUGCUCCAAAUUUUCCCAACGUCCGGCUCACCAAGAAUGAUCUUGAACCUGAAAUUCAUUCACAACCAGGUGAAGUGGCUGAUUUAUUUACAGAUAUCUACAGCGAAACGAGUAACGGUGACGGUAUAAUCGCCAACAGUUUCUAUGCACUCGAGUCGCAAUUCGAAGAUUACUUGAACAGAGAAACUUCACCACCAAAAGUUUGGUCAGUUGGACCACUCUGCCUAGCUGCAGCAGCAAAAGAUGCAUACUCUGAAAACAAGGAAAAACCUGCCUGGAUUCAGUGGCUUGAUGAGAUGUUAUAUGUGAAAAAAUCUGUUUUAUAUGUCGCAUUUGGGUCUCUGGCAGAAAUUACAAUCGACCAGUUCAGAGAAUUAGCUACCGGAUUGGAGAACUCCGGGGAACAUUUCUUGUGGGUUAUGCGAUAUCCAUUCGAAGAUGAAUUUAUGAACGAGUUUGAAGAGAGAGUCAAAGGAAGAGGAGUGUUGGUGAAGAAUCAAUGGGUUGAUCAAGUUGAAAUACUAAGACAUGAUUCUGUAAGUGGGUUUAUGAGUCAUUGUGGUUGGAAUUCUGUGUUGGAGAGUAUAUGCGAGUCCGUACCGUUGUUGGGAUUUCCAAUCACAGCUGAUCAGUAUUGGAAUGCAAGAAUGGUUGAAGACUAUUAUGGUGUUGGUGUUAAGGUGGUGACAGAUACUGGUUCCGUUGGCGGGUUUUUUAGUUCCGAGUGUAUUGCGAAUAAAGUGAAGGAGUUGAUGAAUGUAGAAGGUCAGAAAGGCAAAGAAAUUAGGGAGAAUGUGAAGAAGCUCGGUGAAAAAGCUAGAAGUGCCAUGGAAGAAGGUGGAUCUUCUUGGGAUGCUCUAGACAUGUUCAUUGAUCAGCUCAUUUGUGGUAAGAAGAAGAAAUGA
Papaver somniferum (opium poppy) is the source of this 1419-nucleotide messenger RNA. RefSeq names its product UDP-glycosyltransferase 90A1-like. Bases 1 to 1419 code for a protein of 472 amino acids. The record is from RefSeq and is a predicted model, not a curated record. Gene Ontology annotation, molecular function: UDP-glycosyltransferase activity. The transcript has a single exon. Lineage: Eukaryota; Viridiplantae; Streptophyta; Magnoliopsida; Ranunculales; Papaveraceae.